Arachis stenosperma is the source of this 783-nucleotide messenger RNA. RefSeq names its product probable protein phosphatase 2C 25. The coding region runs from base 1 to 783 and encodes 260 amino acids. Gene Ontology annotation, biological process: protein dephosphorylation. Lineage: Eukaryota; Viridiplantae; Streptophyta; Magnoliopsida; Fabales; Fabaceae. Gene Ontology annotation, molecular function: protein serine/threonine phosphatase activity. The transcript has 4 exons. The record is from RefSeq and is a predicted model, not a curated record.
AUGCGUCAAGAUUCAAGAAGGCAAUAUCCAAUCUCCGACUCUAAAAGAAAGUUAUGCAACAGAGUCGAAAACAUUUUCACGGAGCGGAACGACCUGCCUAUAUGGAGUAGAAAGUUGGAACGACAUUUCGAUGGGUCGUACUCCUAUGCUUGUGUGAGAGCUCGACCUAGACGCCAACUUGAGUUCAGUCAUCUAGAGCUUGGCUCCAAAGAAACUUUCGUAGGGAUUUAUGAUGGCCACAAUGGUUCCAAGGUAGCUUCGCAUGCUUAUGAGAAUCUUUUUUAUCAUUUAACUGAUAACAUUUUAAGGGAGCGAAUUGUCGACGAAGAGAAGAUGACUCAAGCAGUAGAUGCCAUGGAGAACCAAAUUAUAGCGCUUUCAAGGGAGGAUAUAACCCAAAAGUUUGCCACUGUUGGAUCAUGUUACUUGAUUGUUUUAAUAUACAAGGACCUACUUUAUGUUAGAAAUCUUGGUGACAAAAAAUACGUUCUUGGACGUAAGUAUGGUAGCACAUUUGUUACGGACCAAGUUAACGAUGUUGAUAAUCUUCAAGAUGAACCUGUCACUAAAUGUUUAGAGGAUAAUUAUCUCAAGUAUGAUGAUUGUGCAGUUCAAGCCCCCGAUUUAGUGCGUUUUCAUAUUCCAGGACCAACGAGUAGGCCUUACCUUACUGCUGAAGUGCAAAGCCCAACACAGACAGGUAGACUCCUUAGCAGGCCAGCAAAAUUUGUCAUAAUUGCUUCAAAUGGCCUUUGGGACUUUUUUCUAAUGAAGAGGCGAUGA